AUGCAAGACGAUCUCUCGGUGGGCGACGUAUUCACUCCGCAGGCGGACAUGUCCCCACCCCGUGCAGAGACCAAAACCAACGCCAUUCCAGACACCAACUUUCGCAUGAGUGAAUGCAGUCCUGAGCGCAAGGCGACGAAGGACCUUGGCGCGAUCAAUCCAUUCCCAGCGCCGAAGUUGAAUGCGAUCCCGUUGGCCGGAAAAUCGGACCGACGCAAGAAGAAGAAGAAACAGCAGGGCAACGAAGCAGCUUCCGCCAUCUCUACUGUGCGUGGUUUUACUCCCAGGGGAUCCGGCGACGAAGACUCGGAUUUAUCGGCUUCGAGCUCCAGAGCUCCUAGCUCAAAGCGGCAUCCCGUGCCUACGAGCAAUGGCAACAAUGGCGGGGUAAGUGCCUUGAAGCUUCAGCUUGAUUCUCUCGACAUCUCUGGCGAUCGUCCCCAAAACGGAGCUCCCAGUGACAUUUGCUCCGCGACCCCAAGCAACGCCAGUGUUUGCUCGGACAGCGAUCAGACUGAGGUCCUCACCAGUUAUGAAGUGCCUCUGGACCAUGAUUAUGUGAGCGCCGAUGCUGCGGCAGAAGAGAGCUUUCGGAAUCCCUCGAAUGUUCAGGAUGUACGCUCUCAACUAUGCCGCAAGAUGACCACCGAUGACUUCGAGCCCCUGCUCUGCCUGGGCAAAGGCUCCUUCGGAACUGUUCUACUGGUGCGUCAUGUGCUCACGGGCAAGCUCUAUGCGCAGAAGCAGUUUCGAAAGGCCUCCAUCACCGUCCACAAGAAACUUGUGGAGCAGACAAAGACGGAGCGUACUAUCCUGGAGAGCGUGAAUCGCCACCCGUUCGUCGUCAAGCUCUUCUACGCAUUCCAGGAUCACGAGAUGCUGUAUCUGAUUCUCGAGUAUGCCGAGGGCGGCGAGCUAUUCACGCACCUGGCGAUGGAACGGAUGUUCGACGAGGAUGCGGCUGCCUUUUACAUGGCGCAGAUGGUUCUCGCUCUUGAGCACCUCCACCAGAACGUCGGGGUGAUCUACCGUGACCUUAAACCGGAAAAUUGCCUCCUGGACCGACGCGGCCACCUCGUGCUGACGGACUUUGGCCUCAGCAAAAUUGCCGUCGAUGACGACGACCGCUGCAACUCGUCCCUGGGCACCAUCGAGUACAUGGCGCCAGAGGUUGUCCAGGGCAAAUCAUACGGCAAGGCCUGCGACUGGUGGUCUCUGGGAGCACUGGGCUUUGACCUGCUCACGGGAUCGCCCCCCUUCCGAGCCAACAACAACGCGAAACUCCAGGAGAAGAUCGUCAAGCAGAAACUGACCAUGCCGUACUUCCUCGGUCCGGAUGCUAAAGAUCUGCUCACGCGGCUGCUUCGCAAGGAGCCCUCCAAGCGCCUCGGAUACCACAUGCCCAAGGACCUUCAGACCAUCAAGAACCACCGAUUCUUCCGCAAGAUCGACUGGAAGGCCCUCGAGCGCCGUGAGCUCGACCCGCCCAUCAACCCCGUCGUGACGGAUCCCGCGCUGGCGGAGAACUUUUCGGUCGACUUCACUCAACUGCCUCUCAGCCCCAUGGUCGGCGGUUUCGACGAUUCCAUCACGGGCCCUCGCCGCCCAAGCCAGCCAGGCAUGUCCGCCGGACAUGAUGGACUGGGCGGAGAGAACCCCUUUGGCGGAUUUAGCUUUGUUGCUUCGAGCAGCCUGCUUGACCAUGGCCCUGGAAUGAUGACUGCUGGUUACUGA
Aspergillus melleus is the source of this 1734-nucleotide messenger RNA. RefSeq names its product AGC family serine/threonine-protein kinase. Gene Ontology annotation, molecular function: ATP binding; protein serine/threonine kinase activity. The coding region runs from base 1 to 1734 and encodes 577 amino acids. Gene Ontology annotation, biological process: protein phosphorylation. The transcript has a single exon. The record is from RefSeq and is a predicted model, not a curated record. NCBI's taxonomy places the organism in Eukaryota, Fungi, Ascomycota, Eurotiomycetes, Eurotiales, Aspergillaceae.